Messenger RNA from Monopterus albus (swamp eel), 1110 nucleotides. RefSeq names its product eukaryotic translation elongation factor 1 delta a (guanine nucleotide exchange protein) (gene eef1da). The transcript is spliced from 3 exons. Gene Ontology annotation, cellular component: cytosol; eukaryotic translation elongation factor 1 complex. NCBI's taxonomy places the organism in Eukaryota, Metazoa, Chordata, Actinopteri, Synbranchiformes, Synbranchidae. Gene Ontology annotation, biological process: translational elongation. The record is from RefSeq and is a predicted model, not a curated record. Gene Ontology annotation, molecular function: guanyl-nucleotide exchange factor activity; translation elongation factor activity. The coding region runs from base 341 to 1015 and encodes 224 amino acids.
GGAUCAUACCAACUCUUGUGUACCGAUGUGACAAGUGGCGAAAACACUGAUUACCUUAAAGCAUCAGUUUUUCUAUCGAGUGGCUUAUUUCCUGAGAGUUUUAUAUUUCUCGUAAACGUUAAACAAACGCGAAAAUGACCGUUAAAAUCGUCGUAAAAUGUACAUUCCUCCCGCAGUCACCGAAUAAUACUGGCGGUCCAUUAGUGGCAGUUCUCUUUCACUGUCGGAUUACAGCCGAGGCUGUACGUAAAGAAUCUGUUACCGAGCCAUAAAACAGCGAAUAAAACCAGUACUCUCCAUUCAGCAAGGUGAAUAGAGAAGGCAUCUUUGCAAUAGAGAAAUGGAUCAGUCUGGCCCAAACCAUCAGCAAAAAGUAGCCCCCCAAAAUGCUGUACCAGUGGGGGCCUUCAGGCAGAGCAGUGUGCCCACUCUGGAGAGAGGCAUCACCAGUGGAGACAAUGUCCAGUUUGGGAGGCCGUGGCAGCGCACAUGUUUGCCCAAGUCAGAGAGCCAGAGCUCUGGGGCUGAAGAGGAGCGGUUGAGUUCCUCUAUGGAGGCAAGCAACCCCUACGGUAAAAGCCCCGUCCUUCAGAGCAUGCAUGCAGAGGGAGUCUGGUACAACCGCAGUGCCUAUGAGCAGGCCGAAAGCAACUACCAGCGCUGGUUUGCUUCCGAUGGCAGUCCACUGCUGUCGAUCUCUCCUAGGAGCCCAAACACCAGAGGCUCCUUAACCUUCCAUUCUAGAGCCACUCGCAAUGAGCAGCAAGAUCAGGGGUACCCUGUCAGCACCGUGAAGUCCUCUGGCACCCGCCAUCCUCAGUACAGUAGAAACAGGAAUCGCACCACCUCCGAGACUGAUCAAAGGGCCAAAGGCAGCAGGGGGCUGGCCCAGAGGAAGAGAGGCCUCUCAGAGACAGAAAGCAGGCCCAGAUGGGACAAGUAUGACACCUCUCACACAGAGAAUGGGGCAGAUGUGUGCAUCCAGUGUUUAACCAUAAUAUUUUUAUUUGUCUGACUGCAUUUUUGUUUGGCUUUUGUCUACUGUGCUAACUUAUGUAUUUGUAAUAUUUUUCAUAUGCAGGGUCACAGAAAUUGGAUUUUUUUUUCUUU